AGGAUUAAGCUCUUCUGUAAGCUUCUUUCAUUUUUUUAAUAAAUACUUUUUUCUUUCCACAGCAGGUUUCUCUCUUUGUUUUGUUUGCAUCUUCGCCUCUUUUGCUUUCUCGCGCACGCUUACACACUUGCUUCUCGUCAACAUCGCAGCUCACGGCUGGUCUCUUUUUCUGCCUCGCAAGAAUUUAAGUACACUUUUUUUCACUUCAGUUUUUGCGUUGCCUGGCUUGCUUCCUGCUGCAUUAACCGAGUUUGUUCGUUGUAUUUCUCAGUAGAACACCAAUAAAGAACGAAAAUUAGACAAACAGAGAAAAGACACGCCAUGUCCACCAUUGCCAUGGUUCGUGAUCCCGUGCAGGCGUCAGCCGUGCCCAUGAGCGAGGCUGCGCUUAAGCGCGAGAUCGUGCAGCAGGAGGAGCGCGAGAUCGUUGAUAACAAGUCGCAGGUGUUUCCGAGGUCGCCCGCGGAGCUGAAGACGGAGGAGCUCGUCCCGGAGACGCACCCUUUUGUGCACAACGUCUCCAUCUGGACGACGGCGACGAGCUGCUUAACGCUGCUCAUCUACCUCUUCUUCGCCUGGGUGCGGGAGGGUUACCGCCAGUUCUUCCCGAAUGGCGAGAACCACGCCCGUCACGGCUACGCCCCCAUUGUGCGAGACUUCGACCACUAUUGGAACCGCCGCUUCUACCGCCGCAUCCGCGACUGCUUCAUGCGCCCGAUUGACUCUCGCCCGUCCCGCGUGAUUGGCGUGAUGGAGCGCGUCUCUCACGACUACAACAACACCUUCACCUACACCGGCCGCGUGGUGCCGGCCGUGAACAUGGGGUCGUACAACUACCUGGGCUUUGCCGAAGACACGCAGUCCAUCACGCACGACGUGCUGGACUCGAUCGACGACUACGGCCUCGCCUCGUGCAGUGCCCCACAGGAAUUGGGGCAGAGCGCCGUGGUGGCCCGCCUGGAGAAGGAGUUCGCGGAGUUCGUGGGCAAGGAGGACUCCAUCGUGUGCGGCAUGGGCUUCGGCACGAACUUUCGUGGUCUGCCCGCGCUCUUCGGCAAGGAGGCGCUGGUGCUGUCCGACAACCUUAACCACUCCUCCCUCGUCAACGGUGUGCGCUCGGCUGGCGCGAAGGUGAAGGUCUUCCAGCACGACCACUUCGACCAGGUCGAGCAGCUGCUGCGCGACGGCGUGGUGCUCGGCCAGGACCCCAGCGGCGAGUACAAGCCCUACCGGCGCAUUGUCAUUAUUAUCGAGGGCAUCUACAGCAUGGAGGGCGAGAUUGUGAACCUGAAGAAGUUUGUGGAGUUGAAGAAGAAGUACGGCGCGCUGCUGUUCAUGGACGAGGCGCACUCCAUCGGCGCCAUCGGCCGCACGGGCCGCGGUGUCUGCGAGCACACCGGGGUGGACCCGCGGGAUGUGGAUAUCCUGAUGGGCACCUUCACCAAGAGCUUCGGCUCCAUCGGCGGCUACAUCGCAUCCGACAAGAAACUCAUCCACUACCUUCGCCAGCAUAGCUCCAUCGCAUUGCACUGCGACCCGCUCGCGCCGCCGUGUGCGCAGCAGGUGCUCUCCGUGCUGCACGUCCUGCUCGGCAAGGACGGCACCGACCUCGGCCAGAAGCGCAUCCGCCAGCUGAAGGAGAACUCUGCGUUUUUCCGCCGCGGUUUGAUUGACCUGGGCUUUGUCGUGCUCGGCGACGACAGCAGCCCUGUCGUGCCGGUGAUGUGCUACAACCUCGGCAGGCUUAGCCCGCUCUCGCGCCUGUGCCUGGAGCGCGGAGUGGCGAUCGUCGUCGUCGGCUACCCCGCUACGCCGUUGCUGGAGGGCCGCAUUCGCUUCUGCGUCUCUGCCUGCCACACCCGUGAGGACCUGCAGCACACCAUCGACGUCAUGAAGGAGCUUAAGGACUACGUCUACAUGGACUGCACCAAAGUCAAGUAA
Messenger RNA from Leptomonas pyrrhocoris, 1941 nucleotides. Its product is annotated as putative Serine palmitoyltransferase. Gene Ontology annotation, biological process: sphingosine biosynthetic process; ceramide biosynthetic process. Gene Ontology annotation, cellular component: serine palmitoyltransferase complex. Gene Ontology annotation, molecular function: pyridoxal phosphate binding; serine C-palmitoyltransferase activity. The coding region runs from base 322 to 1941 and encodes 539 amino acids. Lineage: Eukaryota; Euglenozoa; Kinetoplastea; Trypanosomatida; Trypanosomatidae. The record is from RefSeq and is a predicted model, not a curated record. The transcript has a single exon.